AUGGACAGAAUCAGCGAACUACCCGAUGAAUUAGUAGUAAAGAUAUUAUCUUUUCUUCCGACAAAAGUUCGUGCAUCCACUAGCGUUUUGUCUAAACGAUGGGAGUUUCUAUGGAUGUGGGUUCCUAAACUCGAGUUCGUGGUGACUCAUUUCCGACCAGACCUUCCACUUCGAGAUUUUAUCAACAAGAAUCUGCCAUUACUUAGAGUUCCAAAAAUAGAAAGCUUUCGCCUCAAAUGUUUCUCUACAACAUUUCAGCCUGAGGAUAUCAACCAAUGGGUUGCAAUUACGCUUUCUCGCCGCAUACGUCUGCUCGAUAUCUGGCAAUGGUCUCUCAAUCGCACUGAUAAUCUUGCUGUGUUGUCGCCGAGCAGCUUGUAUACCUGCAAAUCGCUGGUGACUUUGAAACUUAACGGCAAAAAGAUUCUUGUCGAUGUUCCUCCAACGGUCUCUCUCCCUUCGUUGAAAACUUUGGUACUAAAAGAAGUGACUUACGGAAAUGAAGAUUGUCUUGGACUACUUAUAUCUAAUUGCCCUGUUCUUGAAGGUUUUUUUAUCCACCGAGAUGGUGAGGAUAACUUGAAAGGGAUGGUUUUUACUAGCCCGUCCUUGCUGAGGUUAACCUUAACGCUGCAUGGUGGACGUUGUUCUGACUCUGAUGAGCAUGUGAUUGUUACUCCUUGUUUGAAGUAUAUCAAAGUUUGUCGUUACGUAGAAAGGUUCUCGUCUUUGGUUACGCAUAUGCCUAGAGUGGAAGAAGCAUGUAUCGUUGUUGAGGAACAGAUGGAGAAGGUUUUCGAAUCAUUCGCAUGUCUCAAACGCCUUUCUUUAGUGGUAUGGAGGAACAAUAGAGAAGAGUUUCCUGAUGGUUUUUUCUCCAAUCAGCUUGAGCAUCUUAAGCUAUGUAUUGACUUCGAUUAUUGGUCGAAACUACUUUUCAAGCUGCUCCAAGACUCUCCUAAACUGCGAGUUCUAAAACUCUACGUCGAUCGCGAUAGACGUUCCACGGAGUAUACACCGGUUAGUUGGAGCUCUGUUCCUGAAUGCUUGUUGGAGAGCCUUGAAACUUUCGAGUUUGCAGGGUACAGUGCAAGACCAGAAGAGAGAGAUUUCGUUAGUUUUAUCAUCAAGAAUGCUCGUCGCUUGAAGUCUUCCUCAAUCAAGCCUCCUGUUGUUGAGACUUGGGAUGAUUAA
Microthlaspi erraticum is the source of this 1194-nucleotide messenger RNA. The record is from the annotation of a GenBank genome assembly. NCBI's taxonomy places the organism in Eukaryota, Viridiplantae, Streptophyta, Magnoliopsida, Brassicales, Brassicaceae.